Messenger RNA from Gossypium raimondii (Peruvian cotton), 977 nucleotides. RefSeq lists its product as hypothetical. Gene Ontology annotation, molecular function: ubiquitin protein ligase activity; zinc ion binding. The coding region runs from base 79 to 828 and encodes 249 amino acids. NCBI's taxonomy places the organism in Eukaryota, Viridiplantae, Streptophyta, Magnoliopsida, Malvales, Malvaceae. The transcript has a single exon. The record is from RefSeq and is a predicted model, not a curated record.
AAAUUCUCUUUACAAGCACCAUAAUCUUUUCCCUUAAAACACCACAUAUUUUGCCUUCACUUUUCAAUACCUCCAAUCAUGGACCUCUCUUCUAGUUCAUCAUCAUCCUCAUCCUCAUCCUCAUCAUCAACCCCACGACCAAACAACCAUCAUCAUCACCUCCAUUACACCAGGCUACAUUAUCGAUUCAAACCAACUCAACCAGUUGCUGAACGGAUAGCUCGAGCGCUCCGUCACCCGCUCUUCCUCCUCCAUCGAUCCGAUUCCGACUUUUUCGUGUUAGGUGCUACGGGGAAUGUCUACACCGUGACCUUAUCUUCCACCCCUUCAUGCACCUGCCCCGACCGUACAACCCCAUGCAAGCACAUCUUAUUCGUUCUAAUCCGAGCGUUGGGCGUCUCGGUCGACGACGCGUGUCUCCGGAGGCGAACUCUCCGUCCAUGUAGGCUCAGCCGUCUCCUCGGGACGCUGACGUCACCUGAAGCUCUAGCCGAGGCAGGGGUACGCGAGAGGUUCCACCAACUUUUCUCUCAGAGGAAAACACAAGGCGAGUCCGGGGGAGUUAAGGAGAUAGAAGAAGGAACGGUUUGCCCCGUUUGCUUGGAGGAAAUGGAGAAAGGAGAGAAGGUGGCAGCGUGUUCCACGUGUCGGAACCUGAUCCAUGAAGAGUGUUUGAUGAGGUGGAAGAGGAGUCGAGGGAGGAGGUCGGCUAAUUGUGUAAUUUGUCGAGCCAGGUGGAGUAGUGAUCAAGAGAAGUAUUUGAAUUUGGCUGCUUAUAUUGGUCGUGACGACGUUGGCGACGGUGGUAGUAGCCUAUGUGCUGGAUAAAUUGUUGUAGGUCGUUAGUUGAAGGGUAAAAAAUUGAUAAUCACAAAUUCUUUAUGUUUAAUUAUGAAACUGAUAAUGGAUAAAUUUAUUUAAUGAUGUCAUGAAUUUGUACUAUGGGGUUAAUUAGAUGAUGUUUGGAUUUAAUGCAA